Messenger RNA from Neofelis nebulosa (Clouded leopard), 7919 nucleotides. RefSeq names its product laminin subunit beta 4 (gene LAMB4). The transcript has 36 exons. Gene Ontology annotation, biological process: cell migration; substrate adhesion-dependent cell spreading; basement membrane assembly. Bases 210 to 5585 code for a protein of 1791 amino acids. The record is from RefSeq and is a predicted model, not a curated record. Lineage: Eukaryota; Metazoa; Chordata; Mammalia; Carnivora; Felidae. Gene Ontology annotation, cellular component: laminin trimer.
ACCUCUCAUCUUUUCUUCCCUCCCCACAGGUGCCUCGGGGAAGACGUUUUCUGCUUAAAUUGACUCUCACUUUCAGGUGUGCCUUUACACGCCCCGUUUGUUGCCUGGGCCUCUCAACACAGCCUCACAAAUCCCGAAACUCUUUGACAAGAUGUCGGCUUGAGCACAGCCUGCAGAAAAAUUGAAUUUAAUCAUUUCCUGACAGAAGGAUGCAAUUUCCCCUGACCUUUCUUUUACACCUUGGGUUGCUCAGUUUCACGAAAGCCCAAGAUAAAUGUCACAGGAGUGCCUGUCAUCCUACCACUGGCGAUCUCCUGGUGGGUCGCAGCGCACAGCUCACGGCUUCUUCUACCUGCGGGCUGGAUGGACCCCAGAAAUACUGCAUCCUCAGCUACCUUGAGGGGGAACAAAAAUGUUUCAUCUGUGACUCCAGAUCUCCCUAUGACCCAUACACGCGAUCCCAGAGCCACACCAUUGAGAAUGUCAUUACAAGUUUUGAACCAGGGAGAGACAAGAAAUGGUGGCAAGCUGAAAAUGGUCUUGAUCAUGUCAGCAUCAGAUUGGACCUAGAGGCGUUAUUUCAGUUCAGCCACCUUAUUCUGACUUUUAAGACUUUUCGGCCUGCUGCAAUGUUAGUCGAACGCUCCACAGACUAUGGACACACCUGGAAAGUGCUCAAAUAUUUUGCAAAAGACUGUGCUGCUUCCUUUCCCAAUAUCACUUCUGGCCAGGCCCAGGGAGUGGGAGACCUUGUCUGUGACUCCAAAUAUUCGGAUAUUGAACCCUCAUCUGGUGGAGAGGUCGUUUUAAAGGUUUUGGAUCCCAGGUUUGAAAUAGAAAACCCCUACAGCCCCUACAUCCAGGACCUUGUGACAUUAACAAACCUGAGGAUCAACUUCACCAAACUCCACACCCUGGGGGACACCUUGCUUGGAAGGAGGGAAAACGGUUCUCUGGAUAACUACUACUACGCUCUGUCCAACAUGGUGGUUGGGGGCAGCUGUUUUUGCCACGGCCACGCUAGCCAAUGCAUCCCCAUGCAGAAAGUGCGGGGAGAUGUUUUCAGCCCUCCUGGAAUGGUUCACGGCCGGUGUGUCUGUCAGCACAAUACAGAUGGCCCGAACUGUGAGAGGUGCAAGCGCUUCUUCCAGGACGUUCCGUGGAGGCCGGCAGCAGGCCUCCAGGACAGCGUGUGCAGAGCUUGUCGCUGCAACGGCCACUCGGACCGCUGUCACUUCGACAUGACCGUGUACCUGGAGAGCGGCGGCCGCAGCGGGGGUGUGUGCGAGGACUGCCAACACCACACGGAGGGACAGCACUGUGACCGCUGCAGACCCCUCUUCUACAGGGACCCGCUCAGGGCCAUGUCCGAUCCUUACGCGUGCAUCCCUUGUGAAUGUGACCCGGACGGGACCUUAUCGGGUGGCAUUUGUGUGAGCCACUCUGAUCCUGCUUUGGGGUCUGUGGCCGGCCAGUGCUUGUGCAAGGAGAACGUGGAAGGAGCCAAGUGUGACCAGUGCAAGCCCAACCACCACGGACUGAGCGCGGCUGACCCCCUGGGCUGUCAGCCCUGCAACUGUAACCCUCUUGGGAGUCUGCCUCUCUCAGCCUGUGAUGUGGAGACUGGCCAAUGUGCAUGCCAGUCAUUUGCCACCGGACCACACUGUGAAGAGUGCACUGUUGGAUACUGGGGACUGGAAAAUCAGCUCCAUGGAUGUUCUCCCUGUGAUUGUGACAUUGGAGGUGCUUAUUCCAACGUGUGCUCCCCCAAGGAUGGCCAGUGUGAAUGCCGCCCGCACAUCACUGGCCGCAGCUGCACUGAAUCAGCCCCCGGCUACUUCUUUGCUCCUUUGAAUUUCUAUCUCUAUGAGGCAGAGGAAGCCACCCCUCUCCAAGGACUUGCACCUUUGAUAGCAGCAACAGCUUUGCCUACGUGUGAUGUGUACUUCCAGCAACAAGGGAGUGAUUUCAUAGUUGACAACGGCACGAUAAUACUGAAGAGAAAUCAGAAGCAGAGUGUACAUGCUGACGAGCAAAGUGAGGGCUCAGUGACUUUUGGCCAGGUGCCUGCUGUUCACGGUGUUUUCCGAGAACCAGUUCCUGGAAGCCCUACUGCGUGGACUGGACCUGGAUUCGCCCGGGUUCUCCCUGGGGCUGGCUUGAGAUUUGCCGUCGACCACAUUGCCCUUCCCAUGGACUUCACCAUCGCCAUUCGCUAUGAGAUUCAGCCCGCAGCCGACUGGGCUGUCCAGAUCCUGGUUAACCCCCUCGGAAAGAGCGAGCACUGUCCACGUGAGACUCCAUGGCCACGACCUCAGUCCUUCCCUUUACCGGCGACUUCCAGAAUCGUGCUGCUUCCCACGCCCAUCUGUUUAGAACCAGAUGUACAAUAUUCCAUCGACGUCUAUUUUUCCCAGCCUUUGGAAGGAGGGGCCCACGCUCAUUCACACAUCCUGGUUGAUUCACUUAGUCUGAUUCCCCAGAUCAAUUCACUGGAGAAUUUCUGCAGCAAGCAGGAUUUGGAUGAAUAUCACCUGCACAACUGUGUUGAAAUUGCCUUGAAAACAGGACCUCAGAUGCUCCCGGGUGCGUGUGAAAGGCUUAUAGUGAGCAUGUCUGCCAGGCUAAACAAUGGGGCAGUAGCCUGCAAUUGUCACCCCCAGGGCUCGGUGGGGCCCAACUGCAGCCGGCUUGGGGGCCAGUGCCAGUGUAAGCCCCACGUGGCCGGGCGCUGCUGUGACAGGUGCUCCACAGGAAGCUACGGUUUAGGACAUCAUGGCUGUCACCCAUGUCACUGCCACCCUCAAGGCUCAAAGAGCGCUGUAUGUGACCAGAUAACGGGACAGUGCGCCUGCCAGGGGGAGGUGGCUGGCCUCCAAUGUGAUCGGUGCCUGGCAGGCUACUUUGGAUUUCCCAACUGCCGCCCUUGCCUUUGUAAUGGUUUCGCUGAACUUUGUGAUCCAGAGACAGGGUCAUGCUUCAAUUGCGGGGGUUUUACAACAGGAAGAAACUGUGAAAGGUGCAUUGAUGGUUACUAUGGGGAUCCUCCUUCAGGACGCUCCUGCCGUCCUUGCCCGUGUCCGGAUGUUCCCUCGAGUAAUCAGUAUUUUGCUCAUUCCUGUUAUCAGGAUCCUUGGAGCUCAGAUGUGAUCUGCAAUUGUCUUCAAGGUUAUGCAGGUAAGCAGUGUGGCGAAUGCUCUGCGGGUUUCUAUGGAAAUCCCAGAAUUUCAGGAGCACCUUGCCGGCCAUGUGCGUGCAAUAACAACAUCGAUGUGACUGAUCCAGAGUCCUGCAGCCGGGUAACAGGGGAGUGCCUUCGAUGUCUGCACGACACUCAGGGACCCAACUGCCAGUUCUGCAAACCAGGUCACUUUGGAUCGGCCAUCAAUCAGACCUGCAGAAGGUGUUCCUGCCAUCCUUCCGGUGUGACUCCUGCUGCGUGUCCCCCUGGUCAGGGAGCUUGCCUCUGUGACCCCAACACUGGCACAUGUCCUUGUCUCCCCAACAUCACAGGCCAGACCUGUGACCGUUGUGCUGACGGAUACUGGAAUCUUGUCCCUGGCAGAGGAUGUCAGCCAUGCAACUGCGACCCCCGGACCUCUCACAGUGGCCACUGUGACCAGCUUACAGGCCAGUGUCCGUGUAAAUUAGGCUAUGAUGGGAAACACUGCAGUGAGUGCAAGGAAAAUUAUUAUGGUGAUCCACUGGGACGAUGCCUUCCAUGUGACUGCAACACAGAAGGUACCCAGAAGCCCGUCUGUGACCAGAACACAGGCAUGUGCCGCUGUCGGGAGGGUGUGAGCGGCCCUCGCUGCGAUCGUUGCGCCAGAGGUCACGGCCAGGAAUUCCCUGCCUGUCUUCCGUGUCACCAGUGCUUUGAUCAGUGGGACCGUGCUGCUUCUUCCCUCUCCAAAGCAGUGCAAGGGUUAAUUGGGCUGGCUGCUAACAGGGAAGAUAAAACAGAGACCCUGCUUGUCUGUGAGGCGGACUUCAAAGGCCUCAGAGAGAACAUGUCUGAAAUAGAAAGGAUUUUAAAACAUCCUGUUUUCUCAUCUGGGGAAUUCUUAAAAGCCAAGGAUUAUCAAGACUCUGUUCGGGAACAAAUCAUGCAGCUAAGCCUGCAACUGAAAGCAGUACAUGAGUUUCAAGAUCUGAAAGAAACAAUGGUAAGAAUGAAGAAGGAGGCAGACCUCUUACUUGAAGAUCUUCGGAAAGAAAUUGAUUUGCGCUCCCGGGCCCAUACUGCAAACAUCAUGGAUCCCUCAGAGACUAUCAAGAAGCAUUAUCAGAGGUCAUCAUCUGCUGAAAAGAAAAUUACUGAAACCACUUCUAUCAUAAAAAACUCUGAAAAAACCAGGAAUGACUUACAUAGCAUGUUUGAUAUGCUAAGCUCAAAAGAAAACUUGUCAUUGGAAAAAUUAAAGCAGAUUACAGUCCCGGAUAUCCAAAUACUGAUUGAAAAGGUGUGUGGGGUAACAGGGGACAUGCCGUGCAUGCUUCCGUCCUGUGGGGACCCCAGCUGCCGUGGCUCCUGGACCCUCUCCGGCCAUGCCCUCCAGCAAGCUCAGGAAGCAGAGUCUGUGAUUCAUAAUUUGAGCGACCAGGUUCAAGGUUGGAAGAAUCAGCUCAAAAAUGUAAGCAAACUGGCAGAAGUCUCCAAAACCAAUGCCUUACAGCUGAGUGAGAAACUGAGGAAUAUGAAAAACCAAAGUCAAUCUGAAGAAGAAAAAAUGAGUCUUUUAAUCAAACAACUGAAAAAGUUUUUGUCAGAGGAAAAUGUGCCUCCGGAGGACAUAGAGAAGGUUGCAAAUCGUGUACUUGACAUCCAUCUACCAAUAGCAUCACAAAAUCUAACCCGUGAACUUGACAAGAUACGAAAACUGACGCAGCUCUGUGAGGACAACGGAACAGAUGCGGGCAGGCUAAAUAAAGCGGCAGACGAAGCCCGAAAGGUUUUGGUGAAAGCAAAAGGAGCUGAAAAAGCAGCAAAUGUUCUAUUAAAUCUUGACAAAACGCUGAAUAGAUUGCAACAAGUUCAAACCACCCAAGGACGGAUAAAUUCUGCCAUCACACAGCUGACUGCAGAGAUAACAAAAAUUAAAAAGAACACUGUGCAGGCUGAAAAGGAAGCCAAGGACACCGAGAACAAGCUGGACUCAGCAAAGCAGCAGUCGGUGCUGGAAGCUGGACUCUCCCAGCUGCGGACCACGUUGCAAAGGAACAGGGGGCGAGCGGCCCGCGUGAGAGCUCAGGCUGCAUCGGCCCAACGCCAAGCUGGGGGCCUUGAACAGGAGUUUGCAGAGCUAAACAACCAAUAUGCUGUUCUGCAGCAUAAGACAAGUGCCACAGGACUGACAAAGGUAACAUUAGAUAAAGUGGAACAGCUGAAAGAGGCGGCAGAAAAACUGGCCACAGAUACAGAAGACAAGAUAAGAAGAAUAGCAGAUUUAGAAAAGAAGAUCCAAGAUUUGAAUCUGAGUAGACAAGAAAAAGCUGACCAACUGAAAGAGUUGGAAGAUCAAGUUGUUGCCAUUAAAAAUGAGAUUGUUGAGCGAGAAAAUAAAUACGCUGCUUGCUACAGUUAGGCAGAGGGGAAGUACGAAGUCACCUGUGCCUUCCUUUCUGGCUUCUGACAAGUAAACCUGAGGAGCUGUGCUGAACGUGAGAAACAGAAAUGGUCAGUCCUGCCUGCCUCCCUGUCCCGAGCCCGGUCCUUGCCAGAGAUCUGAGCUGGGCCCAGGCAAUGCUGUUCCGCAUGGAAUAGAAAGGGGGAAGCAGAGAAAUCGCCUCUGGCUUGAGAAACCUUUCCUCUUGCCUUCCUUUCUCUUUCAUAACCUAAAAAUAAUUUGUUACAUAUGGCAAGCACAAAUCUAAAUAAGUAUUCUAUUUACUAAUCAUCAUUUCAGUCAAGCGAAACUAAAUGUGAAAUGACUUGCUAGGGGCUGGGGGACAAGGGGAAAAGUGUUACUACUAAUCAGUGGGCAUAAAGUUCCAGUGAAGCAACGUGAAUACGUUCUAGAGUUCUGCCUUACAUUACACGUAAGUCAAGGAUAACGUAUUGCACACUUACAAGUGUGUUAAGAAGGUAGAUCUCACGGUGCCUGCAUGGCUCAGUCAGUUGGGCAUCCAACUCUUGAUUUCAGCUCAGGUCAUGAUCUCAUGGUUUGUGAGAUCCAGUCCCACGUCAGGCUACCCAUUAGCAGUGUGGAGCCUGCUUGGGAUUCUCUCUCUCCCUCUCCCUCUCUGCUUUUUCUCUGCUUGUGCUCUCUCUCUCACUCUCGAAAUAAAUAAAUAAACUUAAAAAAAAAAAGGUAGAUCUCAUAUUAAAUGUUCUUACCACAAUAAAGUAAAAUAAAUUUAAGCAAAUGAAGUUAAAAUAAGUCAAUGUCUCUAACACUAGAAUGGAAUAAAUUUGGAUGGCAUGUGUUAGCUUGUCCUGUAUUUGAUUUUUAUUUGGAUUUGCGCUAUGUACGAAACUAUCACUCUAUCGUGAGUAAAAUGCAUAGAAUUCAAAAUGUAAUUAAAAAAAAUUUUUUUUUACAUUUAUUUAUUUUUGAGAGACAGAGAGAGACAGAGCGCAAGCAGGGGAGGGACAGAGAGAGAGGGAGACAUAGAAUCCAAAGCAGGCUCCAGGCUCUGAGCUGUCAGCACAGAGCCCAAAGCAGGGCUCGAACCCAUGAACCGUGAGAUCAUGACCUGAGCCGAAGUCAGAUGCCUAACCGACCGAGCCACCCGGGCGCCCCCAAAAUGUAAUUUUUAUACCCGCUUCCCUAUAUAUCCAUUCUCUCAACCAAAGAAUUCCGCCCUCCCCAAAUGGCACUGGAACAAGAUUCAAAAAGAUAAAUAUUGAACUACUUUUCAUAAUUUGUCUGUAAGCAUUUUUGCUGCAAAAUCUGAUUUUUGAAAGAGUAGCAAUCCUGCUGUUAUUGUUUGGUAUGAAAGACCGGGUUGUCUCAUUUCCAAUUAGGUCUAUGAGUCCACAUUAACUUGUUUUGCAUGUCUGCUAUAUAACAGAGCACAGUGCUUCUAUUUGUGAAAGUUGUCCUUCAGCAGGGUUAUUUUAAGGGAAUCUAGCCCCUCAUUUUUGCAUAAGAAAUAAUGGACACUGACACUGCCAUAUGAAAGAGGAAAGCAGCUGGAACCAUGUCCCUUAAAGACUGACUCAUAAAAACUGGAUUUAAACAUUUAACGAAGGGGGCUUUAGGAUUACACAGAAUUAUGACAUUUCUUAAAACAUAGAUUAUUUAGGAAAAUUGCAGUUUCCCUGGAGAUCCUGAAGAAUGGAAUGACAUUUUUCUACCGGAAAGACCCCCCAGAAAUCUCUCUUGAAACAUGAUUGUAAUGUUCUUACACUUUUGGAAACUUCUACGAAAACAAAUGACACACGGAGUUGAACACUAGACUGUCACAAUGUCUACGUUGUUUGCUCCAACAUACAGAGUGGAACACACUCCAGCUUUCCCACCAGGACACUGACUUCCACCUUUGAACAGGUGGUUGACUUUCCAAGCAUGGGUAUCUGUUUGCAACAGCAACAUUCAACCGUUUUACCUUUUUAGUGGUUGGAGACUAUGCAAGUACCAGCCAGAGAGUGUGGAAAGGGUUGAAGAGGAAGGAGUUUCUGUCUUCUGACCAGGAGGCUAUUGAAGUCACCCCGGGCAGCAAAUUCCCCAGCGCUGAGGAAAGCAUGGGAAUCAAGUGCAAGGGCAAGAUAAACCCACCAUCUCUCCUCCAGGCCUCCGGGGAUGAGGGAUCCCGGUUGGAGGAGGUUAGGAAGUAUGUGAUGUAUUUUGGAAAGACUGUAAUCAAAAAGUGGUUAUGCUUUCUAAACUUUGGUGUUUAAUAAGCCUUGGUUAUCUUAAAAAAAAUGGGCAUAUGCAAAAAAUCUUCUUCCUGAGAUAAAUCAUUUGUAACUUGUA